Neocloeon triangulifer is the source of this 1470-nucleotide messenger RNA. RefSeq lists its product as uncharacterized. The record is from RefSeq and is a predicted model, not a curated record. Gene Ontology annotation, biological process: sterol biosynthetic process. The coding region runs from base 81 to 1268 and encodes 395 amino acids. Gene Ontology annotation, molecular function: C-4 methylsterol oxidase activity; iron ion binding. The transcript is spliced from 6 exons. NCBI's taxonomy places the organism in Eukaryota, Metazoa, Arthropoda, Insecta, Ephemeroptera, Baetidae.
AUAAAUCUGCAAAAUGAUCAUUCUUUUCUGCAUUGAUUGUCUGUUCAACAUCUCUGUGGCUGUGAAUAGGGCAGACAGGCAUGUCUUUGUCCGCCGAAACAAGGGGGCCCUUUCAGGACCCCAUGGCUGUUACGUGGACUGAGAAAUAUAGUGACUCGAUCGACAAGUACUGGAGUAAAUUACCAAAAUUUCUCAGUUCAGCAAUUGCUACGUUUGCAAUAUUUAUGAUGGGCAUUACAGUUAAUGGAGAGUGGGUUUUAAUGCUCGUCCAUUUCAUCCGGUCGCUCAGCCUUGAGGAUGGCGCGCUCCUUGGGAACACAAGUGCAGGCCUAGACUCGAACUUCACCGAAAUCAAAAUGCCAAAAAUUGGACUCAAAACGGAUGGUUUUUUGACCAUCUGGUUAAGUUCAGCCGCUGUUUCCUACAUUAUGUAUUUUGGCAUUGGUGGUUUCCUUCAUUGGUACUUCUAUGUCAAGCAGCGUGAUAAGGCGCAAGAAUGGAAGUGCCAGCCAAACACUUGGCUUCCCCCUGAUCUCGAGAGACACGAAAUUUACAUCGGAUCGUUUUGCUUGGUUAUUGGAUCAACAAUUUCAGCCAUACUCGCCACACACGUGCUGAACGGCGGCUGGUCAAUGGUCUAUUACAAUUUCAGUGAUUACCCGUGGUACUGGACCAUUUUGCAGUGGCCUGCUAUUUUCAUAUAUCAGGAUUACAUGACCUAUUGGCACCAUAGGAUGUAUCACACACCAUUUUUGUAUAAAAAUUUCCACAAGCUGCACCACAAGUAUAAGCAACCGACUGCCUUUUCGGUCACAGCCAUUCACCCCGUUGAAUUUGUGCACAUGCAGCUCAUGCUCAGCUCCCCAAUGUUCCUAUUUCCCAUUCACUGGGUUCCCUAUUCAGUGAUCGGUCUGUACACGUACUACCAUGGAAUAAUUGACCACUCGGGCAUCAACUUUAAGGCCUAUUGGUGGCAGCCGUGGCAGCCGGAUGCGAUUUUCCACGACAACCACCAUCAGUACUUCCACGUGAAUUUCUCGUUCAAUUGCUCAAUUUGGGAUAAGAUCCAUGGGACGUACAGACGCAAGGACAGGAUUUACCACGAGGAAAUAUACUACGGUCGGGGGAAGGAUAUUCGAGAGGCGUCAGCGCAAGAGGUGGCUGAGGAUUUGCACCAGAGAACAACUGAAAAUCCGCUGGCUUUCAGGGGAAAUAAGAGAGAAUUUGACCUGAGCCAAGAAGAGGUCAUGAAAAUCAAGAAAUCCUAAUCACUUUCUUGUAUUAUUUUAUAAAAUCAAAAUCGUAAUUGAAAUUUUCUGAACAAAAGCUACUCUGAUUUUAAUGAUUGAAGUCAUUAAAAAUUUUUGUGAAUUAUAAAAAUAAAUCAUAAUUUCAUGAUUAAAUUGUACUUUCCCCCCACUUUUUCCUUAUAAAUAAAAGGCUUAUAAAAUAAAAAUAAAAAAUAAUAUU